Messenger RNA from Papaver somniferum (opium poppy), 2418 nucleotides. RefSeq lists its product as uncharacterized. The coding region runs from base 1 to 2418 and encodes 805 amino acids. NCBI's taxonomy places the organism in Eukaryota, Viridiplantae, Streptophyta, Magnoliopsida, Ranunculales, Papaveraceae. The transcript has 5 exons. Gene Ontology annotation, molecular function: nucleic acid binding. The record is from RefSeq and is a predicted model, not a curated record. Gene Ontology annotation, biological process: DNA integration.
AUGUGUGGCAGAAAAGACUUAUUUGAUAAGCUUGAUGAGUCUGUAAGAUCAAUUGUGAAGUUUGGUAAUAGUUCUACAAUUCCAGUUAUGGGAAAAGGAAGAAUUGAAAUGGUUCUUAAGAAUGGUUCAAAGGCAUAUAUCAUGGAUGUGUUUUAUGUACCAGGUUUAUAUCCAAACUUACUGAGUAUGGGUCAACCAUCUGAAAAAGGAUAUUCUAUGAAUAUUUACAAUGGUCUUUGUUUCAUCAGAGAUAGAAGAAGAAGUUUACAAAUUUUGGCAAAGAAGGAGAUAGUGUCAGGGUUACCUUUCAUUGAACUUCCAAAACAAAAAUGUGAGAAUUGUAUCUUUGGAAAACAGCAUAGAGAUCCAUUCUCAGUUAACAAAACUAGAAGAGCUGAACAACAGUUGGAGAUCAUUCAUAGUGACUUGUGUGGUCCUAUAGAAGUUACAUCACACGGAGUUGAUAGUUUCUUGGAGGAACAUGGCAUUCAACAUCAGUUAACAACAAGAUAUACACCACAACAGAAUGGUGUAGCAGAGAAAAAGAAUAGAACUAUAAUGGAGAUGGAAAGAACUAUAAGAAGAACAAAAGAUUUACCAAAGAAUUUUUGGGGAUAUGCAGUUGACACAACAGUAUACUUAAUUAAUAUAUGUCCUACAAAUAGUUUGAAUAAUAUGACACCAGAAGAAGCUUGGAGAGGUACAACACCAAGUGUAAGACAUCUGAAAGUUUUUGGGUGCGUUGCAUAUGCACAUGUACCUAAAGAACUUAGAAAGAAGUUGGAUCACAAGAGUGAAAAGUGUAUUCUUGUUGGUUAUAUCUCAGUAACCAAAGGAUAUAAAUUGUUUAAUCCAGAGACAGAAAAAGUAAUAACAAGCAGAAAUGUGAUCUUUAAUGAAGAUUCACAAUGGAAUUGGAAUACUGGGUCAAAAAACAAUGUUGAUCCAAAUUCUGGGUCAACAAGGAAUGUUGAUACACAUACUGGAUCAACAAGGAAUGUUGAUCCACCUUCUGCUGUCAAAGCAGUUCCAAUUGUAGUUGAAGAAGAAGUGCAAACUCAAGACAAUGUUGAAGUACAUCAUGAAGAAGCAAGAACAGAAGCAACACCACAACAAGAAACUACAAGACCAAGAAGAAAAUAUGUUAUACAUGUUAGGUUGAAUGAUUAUGUAAUAUCAAGAGAUGAUGAAGACAUUGAUGAGGAUGUGGUGAACUCUGCAUUGUUUGGAGAUUGUGAUCAUGUAAAUUAUAAAGAAGCAUCUAAAGAACAAGGUUGGAUUCAAGCCAUGAAUGAAGAACUGAAGUCAAUUGAGAAGAAUGACACAUGGGAAUUGAAUAAACUUCCACCAGAAAAGAAACCUAUUGGUGUUAAGUGGGUUCAUAAAACAAAAUACAAGUCAAAUGGUGAAGUACAUAGACUGAAAGCAAGGUUAGUUGCUAAGGGAUAUAGACAAAGACAAGGUGUAGAUUACUCAGAAGUAUUUGCACCAGUUGCAAGAAUUGAUACAAUAAAAAUGAAAAUUGCUUUAGCUGCACAGAAGCGUUGGAAGAUUUUUCAGAUGGAUGUUAAUUAUGAGAUGAUCAAUGAAUUCAGGGAGGAUAUGAUGAAGGAGUUUGAGAUGACACAUCUUGGUAUAAUGUCAUAUUUUCUUGGCAUAGAAGUACAACAAACUGAAAGAGGAAUUUUUAUCAAUCAGCUAAGAUAUGCAAAAGGAAUAUUAAAGCGUUUCAAGAUGGAUAAUUGUAAUCCAAUCUUAACACCAGUAGAUGAGAGAUUGAAGUUGACAAGAGAAGGGUCAGGAGAACUUGUGAAUUCAACAGACUUUAAAGGUCUUGUUGGAUGUCUGAGAUAUUUGACUGCUACAAGACCUGAUAUCAUAGGAACAACUAGCUUGGGAAUUUUCUAUAAUGUUUCAGAAGAUCCAAAAUUGGUUGGAUUUACUGAUAGUGAUACUGAAGGAAGAAAGAGCACAUCAGGUUAUGGAUUUCAGUUAGGAACUGGUUUUUUCUCUUGGUCAUCAAAGAAGCAACAAGUUGUUGCUUUGUCUACGACAGAAACUGAAUAUAUAGCUGCUAGCAAUUGUGCUACACAAGCAGUAUGGUUGAGAAUGAUGUUGAAGUCAUUGUUUCAAGAACAGAAGACACCAACAAAAAUAGUUUGUGAUAAUAAGUCUACAAUUUCACUAACUAAGAAUCAUGUGCUUCAUGGAAGAAGUAAGCACAUUGAUAUCAAGUUUCAUUACAUCAUAGAGCUUUUCAGUAACAAGGAGAUAGUUGUGGAAUUUUAUGAAAGUGAAGAGCAAGUGGAAAAUAUUUUCACCAAGUCUUUGAAGUCUAACACUUUCAUUUACUUGCGUGGAAAGCUAGGAAUGAUUGGUAAAGAGUAUCUUGGUUUAAGGAAAUAUGUUGAAGGUUAA